Messenger RNA from Trichomycterus rosablanca, 1952 nucleotides. RefSeq names its product neuropilin (NRP) and tolloid (TLL)-like 1, like (gene neto1l). The record is from RefSeq and is a predicted model, not a curated record. The transcript is spliced from 10 exons. Gene Ontology annotation, biological process: positive regulation of excitatory postsynaptic potential. Gene Ontology annotation, cellular component: postsynaptic density. Gene Ontology annotation, molecular function: ionotropic glutamate receptor binding. NCBI's taxonomy places the organism in Eukaryota, Metazoa, Chordata, Actinopteri, Siluriformes, Trichomycteridae. The coding region runs from base 32 to 1729 and encodes 565 amino acids.
CAGAUCGAGGGACGUGGUGAAAGGAGCAGACAUGGUUCAUGGUUCAUUCAGUUUCCUUCACGUUGUUGCAGGUCUUCUGAUGCUCGGCGUGUCUGGGGCAACGAAGAAGGAAUCAGCGAGAAACAACUCAGGACUCCAGCCAGCCGGGCAGUGCGGAACGUGGGUAAAAAAACCCGAGGGAGGGUUCUUCACGUCCCCCAACUACCCCAACAAGUACCCGCCGGAGCGAGAGUGCGUCUACAUCAUCGAAGCUCCCCCGAGACAGUGUAUUGAUCUCUUCUUCGAUGAGAAGUACUCCAUAGAGCCGUCCUGGGAAUGUAAAUUCGACCACAUCGAGGUGCGGGACGGCCCCUUCGGCUUCUCGCCUAUAAUCGGGCGCUACUGUGGACAGCAGAGCCCGCGGUACAUCCGCUCGAGCGGCCGCUACCUGUGGAUAAAGUUCGUGGCGGACGGUGAAUUAGAGGCGGUGGGAUUUUCAGCCAAUUACAACUUCACCACAGAUCCCGACUUGAAAGACAUGGGCGUCCCCAAACCUCUCCCCGCGUGUGAAUUCGAGAUGACCGGACCCGAGGGCAUCAUCGAGUCCCAGCAGAUCGUCAGAGAGGGUAAAGCUUCACCCACCGAGGCCGUGGACUGCAGCUGGAUCAUCCGAGCUCCUCCCCGCUCCAAGAUCUACCUGCGGUUCCUGGACUACGAGAUGCAGAACUCGAACGAGUGUAAGAGGAACUCGGUGGCGGUGUACGACGGCAGCGGCUCCGUCGAGGACCUGAAGUGUAAAUUCUGCAGCACGGUGGCGAGCGACGUCACUCUGAGGACGGCGCUGGGCGUGGUGCGCAUGUGGGCCGACGAGCACAGCCGGCGCAGCCGCUUCCGCAUCCUGUACACCACCUUUAAAGAACCUCCGUGUGAGGCUGAUAUGUUCUUCUGCCACAGCAACAUGUGUAUCAACAACUCGCUGGUGUGUAACGGGAUCCAGAACUGUGUCUACCCAUGGGACGAAAACCACUGCAAAGAGAAGAGGCAAGCGAACAUCCUGGAUAACCUGAACAACACCAAUGGCAGCAUCAUCGGCGUGACCUGCUGCGUGGUCCUGGUCCUGCUCGUCGUCUCCGUCAUGGUGCAGAUCAAACAGCCCAGGAAGAAGUACGUCAUGCAGCGGGACGACCUGCAGGACGCCUUCCAGGACACGCCGCGGCGCUACGACCUGGCCGACCUGGCCGACCUGGCGGAGGACCUGGAGACCACGUUUCAGAAGCGCUGCGUCCACGAGCACCACUGCGGCCGGGCCAAAUCGACCUCCGGGAUGGAUCCUCAUCAUCAUCAUCACCAUCAUCACCACCACCAUCAUGUCAAAGAUAACCGGCGCAGCAUCGUGGUGAUGAAGCACGGCUACGCGGCGCAGGAGGAGCCGGAGAUGGACGACGAGCUGGACGAGGAAGUGCCGACCACCAGCCACCGACUGUCCCGACACGACAAGGCAGUGCAGCGAUGUGGCCCAUCUCUGCCUUUCCAGCUGAGGACUAAACCCUGCUGUAGAAAAAAUAAACUGCUUUCUCUGUUGGAUCACUCAUGGAUAAUACACACUGUGUUUCUACUACAGACAAAAAACUACAACUGUGGCGGUUUGUGGCGGUUUGUGGGGGUUUGGGGAAGAUUUACCUUGUUAUUUGGUAUUUUUUUUCCAUGUGUAGAAAAAGAAUCUGUUAUGUUUCACCGGUUUGCCCUUUAAGAAACUCCUGUAACGCUGAAUAUGAAGAGGUCGAUUUUAAUCUGUAAUCUUUUUCAGUCCAGGAUUUAUCGACCGUUUAUCAGACAAGCUGAAGAAGGAAGAAUGUGCCGCCCCUGUAAGACUUUAAUAUUAAAAGUGUAUUCAAAUAGUUUAGCAAGUCCUGUCUAUGCAUAAUUUAAUAGAAAUGGCUACUUAAUUAUUUCAUUUUUACCAAUAAAAUAAA